UUGGACAAACUGAGUGUAUUUGUCAUUUGUGUCGAACGACAAUAAAUACAAAAACUCGCAGAAAUUGACUGGUGAUGGAUGUUAAAAAACCGUGAUUUGUAAAAAAAAGUUUAUAAAAUAACUCAGGAAAAUAAAUUGGUAGCUAUUAUUACAACUACGAGCUGCAUGCAAAGUGUGAGUGAAAAUGUGUUCAACGUAACAAAAGUGAAGUGAUAAAGUGAAAUAUUGUGCAUAGCAGAUUUUUCUUUGUGGAGUAGAGAAAACGAAAAGAAAAAUUCCAACACAGCAAUAAGUGAAAAAGCUGUACAAAUCGCUAAAAGCUGUUGAUUAAGUAAAAGUGCAGACAAAGAAAAAAAUAAAAAAUGCAGUGAGUGAUAAUUAUUGCUAUACGUAGUCUUGAUAGAGUCGGUUUUAUUUGUAUGACUGGGACAGCCCGAAAAUGGUGUCGCUGAUUAAGAAUCAACUCUUGAAGCACCUCUCAAUCUACACGAAGAAUUUGUCAUCGGAUAAAAUUAAUUUAAGCACAUUUCGUGGUGAGGGGGAUCUGGUGAAUUUACAGCUGGACGAAGCAGUGCUCACUGAACUGUUAGAGUUGCCUUCAUGGCUACGACUCACAUCGGCUUGGUGCAAUCAUGUGUCCUUUCGUAUUAGCUGGACAAAACUGAAAAGUGUGCCAAUAACGCUGACACUGGACGAGGUGAACAUCAGCGUUGAAACCUGUGAUCCGAGCACCAGAAAUCAGGAUGCCAAUUCGCCGGGUGGUGUUGGGAGUGGAGGUGGCAGUGCCGGCGGUGCAACGGCUCAAUCAUCACUGCCACAGGUGCCGCAGGGCAAAUAUAGUUUCAUCCACAAGGUGGUGGAUGGCAUUACCAUUAUUGUAAAUACGGUGAAUGUGAAAUUCUUGAGUGCAGCGUUCACGGCCUCAGUGCAGAUGUCCCGUAUCCGCGUUGAAUCGAAAACCCCCAAAUGGGCCAAUGCCGAUCUACGUUUUACGCGCCUCAAAGACGUCCAAAAAGGCAUCAUACUUAUCUUCAAAGAGCUCUCCUGGCAAACGGUGCGCAUCGAGGCCAGUUCUACGCAGGACAAAUCGCUAACUCCAUUACGUUUGCUCACCAAUCAGGCGCGCUGUCGCAUCACUUUACGAAAACGUCUUUCCGAUUGUACGCUAUUGGCCUCACGACUGGUACUCAUACUCGACGAUCUCCUCUGGGUGCUCACUGACUCGCAGCUAAAGGCGGCCUUACACUUUGUCGACUCCUUAUCUGGUCUAAUCAAAGCGGCGACACAUGCAACACAAAAAAAGAAUGCGGCUAGAAAAUUACAGACUCUGCCCGAGUAUCAGGCGUUGAUAGCGCAACAACAAAAUCGUCAGUUUGAUUCAGCGAAAACAACCACAGCCCAGAAAAUGUUCAAUGCUUUCGACGUGCGCGAAACUUCCUAUCAUUUUUUCAGUCAGCGCAUCGAUUUGCAUUUGUGUGACGAUGAAGGAGAUGGCCGUUCAACUUAUCCGGAGUUAGAUAAAGGCGGUGCUUUACAAAUAUCUGUGCAAGCAUUCCAAGUAGACUAUUAUCCUUAUCAUCUGGCCAAAUCCGAUCGCGCACAUUGGGCGAAAUAUCGUGAAGCAUCCGUGUCACCGGCGCUGUGGCUAAAAGAAUCCCUCAAUACAUUCCGCGAAGCUGUACUCAACCUAAGUCAACCCAAUCGCCCUUCCACCCAUGCCCCGCUCGAGCGCACUGCACCAACUUCUCCUGUGGCACUGAAUGUGAAUGCACUACAAUCGCAAACGCCCGCAUAUGCGGCCACAGUGGGUGGUACACCACCUGUUGUUGCGGCGUCAGGUGCAAAUACGCCUAAUCGCCCUAGCAGUAGCGGGGGUUCAGGCAAUACUUCGGCGUUCGCUAGCCAGGUGACGCAAGCGCAGCAACAGAAGGCGACACUAGAUAAUUUAGCGAAAUUGAUGAGUGCCUGUGUUGUGUUGCGUAUAGAAGAUUUCACAUUGUACCGCGUCACUACGUCGGGUAGAAAGCAAAUGCCCAAGGAAUUUGUGUCGGGUGAUAAGGAACGCUAUUCGUUCCCCUCUGAUAUGUCCAUCGUACAUGCCGAGUUUACUUACUUUUAUUAUCCCGGUGAUUUUAUAUUUCCUUUGCCGCCGUCCAAAGUAUUUGUUCACAUUAAUCCCUUACAAGUGCACUUCGAUCUAAGUUCCAUACUCUGGCUUAAUUCAUUUGCUCUGAAUUUACAUGAGAGCCUAUUGCGCACCAGCGUCGGCUCGACGAGUGGUGCUUCUUCCACCGCACGCGGUUCAAUCUCUUCGAAUGGCUCGCAACGCGCUCAAGGUUCGCAGGGCUCACAAGACUCGCAAGCCUCACAAUCGGCCGCGUCACAGGCAGAGCAAGAGCCCGACCUCAUGUAUAUGGAUGUGAAGAUUGAAGCGAUUAUGCCUCGCAUUAUUAUCGAGUCGAGCGUAGAUGUGCCCAAUCAAAAGGAUCGUCCAAAAAUCAUGCAAAUACAAAUCUCCCGUUUCGCCAUAACCAACAUACGCGAAAUGGGCUCAUCGCGCGCUGAUUUGGCGCAAGCAUUACAUUCAUUGCAGGAGGGUUCGCUAGUAUUUGGCACGGAAUUUCCAUCGGUGGGUGGCGAUAUGUGUAUUGUUACUGAUCGCAUACUUUCGCAUGUGGCCGCCGCGGAUGUAGGUGCCUCGGCUACGACGAUACCAACAACAGCAACACAAAUCCCAACGCUAAUACAGCAGCCGAAAUCCGCAUCAACACAGAAUUUAACACGCUACGCCAUGUGGUCGGAACCGCGCGACGUGUGGUGUAUUAAGUUGGAUCCGGUGUGGGUGGACUUCUUGGGUGCACGCUCCUUAGGGCCUAAUAAAUCAAUACCAUUCGUCGAUGCUGUCCCCAUAACGCUGUGGCUUCACUCUGGCGCUAAUCCCAUGCCAAAGUCGACUGCGGGCAGUGCCACUAACAAUUCGUAUGCAUCCAGCGCGAAAGGUUCUUCCGUUGAAACGAAUAUCAAUUGCAUGGAUUAUGCGGAUAGUCGGAAUUUGCCGCGUAAUCCAUUUCUCAGCGAAGAGGAUGUGCGUAUGGGGCUGGAUUGGAAGCAUUAUCGCGCAUUUAAUGGUGCCGAUCCUAGUGGCGGCGAUACUACGGCUGGUGGUAGGGCGAACGAAGGUCCCGCCGCCGCCGCCUCCAACACUGAACAUACCGCCGAUAUGCAUGUCAUUGCGCACAUUUCCAAUUUGGUGAGUGUGCAAAUCGAUCACUAUCAGUACUUGUUCCUAUUGCGGCUUGCUGAGGAAAUGACAGAGAUGGCCAUGUUCCUGUCAUUGGAUGCCGAGCGUAUUUUACAAAAGCAAAAUACGAAGAAAUCGAUGAUAUUCGGUUGUGUUAUACCGCAAAUUGAAGUAACACUCGUGAUGCCAUCGCAAACACCUGGUAAGGAAUCGAGUGGUGGUGAUGCUGAAAGUGUCUUACUCGAUUCAACUAGUGUGGGUGAUGAUUUACACAGGAAUAGUACAAACACUAUAUGGCCUACACCACCGCUGGAGCAAGUCAAGAGCAAUAUUUAUGGCAGUGUGGAAACACCUUCUCCGGUCACUACUGAGCCACUCUACGAUGGUGGCUUCCAUAUCUCCAAUCCCAAUACACAUGGUUAUAAUGUACAAAUACAAAGUACACCAACGGUUGCGUCCUCCACACCCAGUCAGGGAUCACGUCCCGACACUGGUGUUUAUUCGCAGUCCAUUACAGCAUCGACGAAAAGUGUACGAUCAACACGUACCUCCACCACAGGCGAUGCGACCAGCAUAACGAAAGAAAUCAAUUCUAGUCUCAUGUCUAUGAAGAAAGGCUUUUCCAGUUUUAUGACGUCCAUAGAUUCGGCCAUUAAGUCGGGCGCACCAAAUGAUGAUACAAGUGAUACAUUCUCCAUACAAAGUGAUAUUAGCUCUGAUUCGGAAAAUUUUGCCAUAGUUAUGGGCGAUGAUAAAACCAUAGAUUGCAUUGAUGUGAUGUUUAGAUUAAAUCCCUUCACCAGUGACAACAAUUUGAAGGCAUCACCCGUCGAGGUGGCCAGCGAGGUGCUUGAGGAGCCCUGUUAUAAUAAAACCAAUUUAUCAUCACCCUCAGAACCGUCUGAAGCGAGCACGUGGCGUCGGCGUGACUUAGUUUCUAUGGCUACUUUUAGGCUAACCACAGUCGAAUUGAUACGCCAAAACGAAGGCAAUUCGUCAUCAUUGCGCGUACAGGUGGCAGCUGUUUCGUGUGAUGAGUGUGGCGCCAUUCCCUGGGAUGAAUUGCAGAAAGCCCAACAAGCAAAGAAGAACAAAUUUGGCGCGCGUUGUAAAGCUUGGAAUUUGGCGCCCUACAAUCCAGAGUUGCCGCCAUGCAUACGCUUACGCUUGGAGGAAACAAUGAACCCACCGCAAGGCAAUGUAAGCAUCAACGACAAGAAGUCCAUACAGAGUUGGAUCACUCAUAACGCGGAGGUGCGUGUGAAGGAUGUUAAUUUGGAUUUGUCCAUGAGCACCGUAAUAGGUUUGGGUGAUCUGGCCGAAGAUGAAAUUAUCACUAACUCGUUGCCUGUUACUGUGCAUGUGGAAAAUGUGAAAAUAAACUUAAUUGAAGAUCGUCCACCUGUUAAUAUUACCUCACCGGGUCCAGUGCCAAUACGCUUGGCCAUAGGUCGCAUGCGUAUUCACCGUGACAAGAAUGGCAUUGUCAAUAUUCAACCUAUAGAAACCAGUUUUAAUGACGCCGCCUCCUUAAAUUAUCCACUCACAGCUGCCGCUGUGAAACCACGCGAUCGCGAACGUGAUCGUGAAAUACUUUCAAUGCAGCUGGUUAUGCAACAACUAAAAAUGGACAAUGAUAAUUUGCGAAGACAGUUGGUAAAUGCGAAAGAAAAUGCCGAUUGCUAUAGACAAAAGAGCAAACAAGAUAAUGAUGUGCUGCGUUCAUAUCUCAAAGCGGCACAAGACGACAUAACCAUACUUUUGGAAGAGAAAAAGGCCUUACUGGACACGAUACGUUCGCUGCAGCUUCAACUGACAUCAUCGAAUAUAAAUAGAAAAGGCGAUGGCAACAGGUAACACAACUGCAUGGAUUGCAUACAGUGCUGCGGCGAGAAUAACAAUCCAUGAAAUACAAUACCACCAGCAACGGCAACAACAACUACAGCAGCUACAAUAUCAGCAACACGCAUGCGGCGAAGGCUAAGUAAUGCAUUCCUUACUUUGUCUAUUUUCAAUUCAUGCCGAAAUUUGCGGCAAUCGUCGAGGGAGCAAUACAACCAAUAACUGUUAUUUGGUUAAAACAACAAAUAUUCCGUGCAAAUGUACUCGUUAAUGUACUAUAUUUUACUCUAAAAACUUACUCUUUGUUGUUUUUUUUCAUUUCUAACACUUAACUAAAAUUUAUCUAGGUUUUAAAAAGACUGAAUAUCGCUUUGCGCUGUGUUGUUCAAGAGUAAGAAAAAUAAAAUGCGUUAUUUAAUUUCGAUAAAAACAAAAUGCUCAAAAUUUGUGUUUGCAUAGCGAAUUGAAUUUCUAACUCAGCUUUGAUUAUUUAGUCACUCGCCUAUGUUUUCUGUUUAGCUAUAACUAUUAUACAAGGUGGCACUAGACUAAUCAAUCUAUUGGAAGAUUUAUAAUUUUUUGCAAAUGGCGUCGUACGUCAAUCGUAAUUGACACUUGUGAACUCGACAGCUGCAUUAGACAAACAGAAAAGCAAUGGAGCGUUCGUCAAAAUAAAGAUUCCCAUCACUCAAAAAAGUUAGUAAAAAAGUUAUACAAAAACCAAAUUGGAUGACAAAUUUUGCGCCACUUUGUAUUACUUAUAUAAACCUCGAUCAUAUUGAACAUUGCGACCAAUUAUUAAAAGUAUCCAAAUACGUGCGGCUUUAGGUGUCGAAGUGAGUUCCAAAGAAUAUAUUUUUGUGAAAUUGAUUGGGAAUAAUGUCCAAUCGGCGGUCACAAAAGCGUUUAGCCACGUGAGCAUGUUAAUCACUGCUUUUUUAUAUGGGCGAAAAUAUUGUCUGCGUUGCAACAUAAGCGGAAAACUUAAAAGCCAUUGUAAGUGCAAAAGAGAUUACGAUCCGUAUGUAUUCGUAUGCCAUCGUCCCACUCAGAUAAUACGAUAGACGAAUCGCGUAAUUUAUUCUUUGUACGAUUGCCGAUACGUUUACGGAUGGGACGAUUCGAGCGCUGUUGACUCAUUCAAUUCAGUCAGAUUCUCAUGUCAGGUCUCUGGGGACCGUCGCUGAUCUUUCCCACAAGCAGAACAGUAUUUCCGAACUUUAUGGACGUCUCCUUACCUUUUCAAGGAAGUGAUUGAAUAUUUUUUUGUUCCUCGAAAUGGGCGCUCGUUGCCACCCACAUUCUGAGAUAGUUUGUUUUUAUGGGAAUUUUUGUAAUGAUUCUAAAAAAGUUGAAAAUGAUUUUCACUCUACCACCUUGAUCAAAAAGUUCGCGGAAACGAACACGAAACAUUACUACAACUCCAUUUCGACCUUGGUACUUAAGCGUAAGUAGCCUAGCCUGUCAUCCCAGAGGUUUAUGGGUUCGAAUCACACGUAAAGCAUGGUCCUCGCCCUUUUCCAAAUUUACCUACUUUCCCUGUUUCUAAAACAAAAAAAAUCUCAUUCCUCAAACCCAAAAACUUAUCCUUUCCAUCCUUACUCCCGCACAAUAGUCAGCGCAUUUUUGCAUUGUGGCUGCUAAAACAAGCAAAAGCAAACAGUUCACAUUGCAUCAGUGGCGCCAACAAGAGGAAGCGGGAAAUAGCGCCAAAUUUAGCGAAGUCCUCAACCAUCUGUGCGAAUCCUUCUGCCAGAAAAAUGUGAAACACAGAUGGCGCUCCACGCAGUAAGAAGGCGUUGUUUCUAAGCAACGACAGGUGGCCUAUCCACCACUUAGGACUGGUAGCGGCAGUCUAAUCACCUUCCCUGUCAGAAAUCAAAUAGAUUAACGAAACCAACGCAAGAUAAGUCUUGUCGAGGCCCUAUGCUUCCGAGAGGUGUGAACGAGGAAAAAAAAAAUCGGUAUAACCAUCAGAGCCGUCUUCGAUUUUCCAUUACUUUCUUUCGGCUAUUAAAACGCUGAAGUGGUUUCCCGUAGUGGUUUUUUAACUCGAUCAAAUAGAAAAAAAAAACAAAAACAUUGAGUUGGCUGUUGUAGCUGUUCUAUUCGUUUCGUUCUUUGACAAAAAUUCACAGAUAAUAAUGGCACUGUGCGACGAUGCGUUCUCAUAGUGCAAAAUCCACGAGUUGUUUUCCCACAAAUCCUUUCUUUUUUGGCGAAUUGUUUCACAUAAACAUCGUUUAAUGUCCAAAUAAUAGUCCUUAUUAACUGUCUGACCUUCUGGCAAAAAUUCGUGGUGUACAAAACCGCUGUAAUCCAUAAAAACUGUGAGCAUCGCUUUCUUUCUUCGAAAAUUUUGUCUGUGAAAACUUCUGAUUUUGUAGUAGAGUGAUUAUAUGCAAAGGAAUAUGUAGCGUUGCUGUGGUCGAAUAGAUCUUUGGCCAGCUGGUGAUUUUUAAGCAGCGAACUGCUUGUGUUGAUUUUUUUUUUUUUUUAAUUGUACAACCGGCUUUUAUGAUAAUUUCUAAUAAACAAUGUUUUUAUUUUCGGUUGCUUUGAAGCACUAGAAAAAAAUUUAAUCUUUUAAUAACUAUGAUGGGUCGAUUUUUUGUUUCAUUAUUAUAUGUUUUGCUGUUUGCUUUUAGUAAUUUUUUUUGUUUUUAUUUUUUUUAGAAUUUGUUUUGGUUGUUUUAGAAUUGUUAAAUCAACAUUUCUUAUAAUUUGUAAUAAAUUAUGUUAAUAUUUUCGGUUGUUUUGAAAUACUUGAAAAAUAUUUAAUCAUUUAACCCUUUGGGGACGAGUGUCGGCAUAUAGUCACCCAAAUUAGCUCGUAGCUGCGAGGCUCGCGACGUCUGUCGUUCUGAGCGAUAAGAUACGCAUAGGUAUAGUAAAAGAGUCAUGUUUCCAUUCAAAGACAUUAGAGGUCAUUAGCGACGAAGUCUUAUCUUCCUUAUAAUGCAAACUUACGAUGUGAGACGACGGUAGAGUCAGAACUAAUUUCAGUUCUUCGAUUCAGUUUCUCAGUGUCACUGUCGAGCGGCUCCGUCCCCAAAGGGUUAAUAGUUUUAUUGCCGAUUUUUUGUACCUCAGUUUAAUUUUUUUGAAUUUUUUUUUUUUCAAAAAUUAAUUGCUGAUUAUUUUUAUGGGUUUUUAAUUUCAAUUUAAUUGAAAUAUUUUUAUUUAUUUCUGUUUAAUUCAUUUUAUUUAAAUUUUAUACAAACUGCAAUAUUUCUGUUCACUUUGGUCCUUACAAACAAAAC
Molecule: messenger RNA, 8346 nt
Organism: Anastrepha ludens (Mexican fruit fly)
Lineage: Eukaryota; Metazoa; Arthropoda; Insecta; Diptera; Tephritidae
Product: bridge-like lipid transfer protein family member 3A
Exons: 22
Coding region: 440-5098 (1552 amino acids)
Source: RefSeq, a predicted model, not a curated record